Molecule: messenger RNA, 3937 nt
Organism: Marmota monax (woodchuck)
Lineage: Eukaryota; Metazoa; Chordata; Mammalia; Rodentia; Sciuridae
Product: E3 ubiquitin-protein ligase TRIM47-like
Exons: 7
Coding region: 1-1815 (604 amino acids)
Molecular function (GO): protein binding; zinc ion binding
Source: RefSeq, a predicted model, not a curated record
AUGGCUCUCCCUGACAUGCAGCAAGUUUCACGACCAGCCCAGGACCAAGUCCCAGCCCCACAGCUCCCCGCCUUGCCCUCGAGACCUUCCCAAGGCCAGCUCCUGUUGAAUAACACCACCGCUCUCCGCACAUUCGAGGACCAAGUCCUGUGUCCCAUUUGCUUGGAGGUGUUCCAUAACCCGGUCACCACUGCCUGUGGCCACAACUUCUGCAUGACCUGUCUCCAAAGUUUCUGGGACCACCAGGCUGCCACAGGGGAGACCCACUAUUGCCCCCAGUGCAGAGAGAGCUUCCCCUCCAGGCCCCGGCUCUGCAAGAACGUCGUCCUAGGGGAGAUGGUGGCCUGCUUCACCCAGGGUAAGAACCAGGCCACGGGGCCCUUGUGGAACACAGCUGGGCCCAGGGACGUGCCCUGUGACUUCUGCUCCCCCCAGAAGCUCCGGUCUGUCAAAUCGUGCCUGCACUGUGUGGCCUCUUUGUGUGAGAAGCACCUGCGCAGCCACUUUGAAGACCAGAUGUUCCACAGCCACCAGCUGCUAGAGCCUGUGCAGGAUCUCAAGACCCGCUUGUGCCGCAAGCACCGCAAGCUCUGGCAGCUGUACUGUCGCACGGAAGGCUGCUGCGUGUGUGGCGCCUGCCUACUAGAGGAACACAAGAACCACGAAACGGCCCCACUGGAGGAGGAGCGAGCCCGCAAGGAGAUGGAGGUUCGGAAAGUCCAGGCCAACGUGGAGAACGAGAUGCUAAUCAUUGCCUCCGACAGCCAGAAGCACCAGGGGCGAGUGACCUUUCUCUCGAAACUCAUCCAGACGAUGCGGGAUGAGGUGAACACCUGCUUCUCCGAGAUCAUCCACGAGAUCAAACAGCUGCAGAUAAAGGUCUUGGAUUUCGUGGAGAAAGAGGAGGCAACUGCCCUGGGGAAGCUGGGCAGCUCCAUCCAGCAGAGCCACAACCGGCUUCUGAAGCUAGAGGGGGACAGUGUCUGGCUCCACACCCUGCUCACCAACAGAAGUGAUGAGCAAUUCCUGCAGGAGUUCCCCAAACUGAAGCAUAUCCCAGUCUCCGUGGAACCCCUGAUGGGCACCAGCUGUGAGGAGACACAGAGCUUCCUCCAGCUGCCAGAGACCCUGGCUGAGCUCCGGACCCAGCUGGUGGACAUGGGUCUCAGCUUCGUCAACCAGCUCCUGAUGAAGGGCAUUAGGAUGAACUCCUACGAGGUGCUGCCACUAACCAUGGACAGGAAAACACUCCUCCAAUGUUACUGCAACCUGAACUUCGACCCCUCCACCGCCAGCGAGGAGCUGUUCCUGUUCAAGGAGACCCACUCGGUGCUGAACCUGGGCAUCCUCCUGGAGCCCUCGGCCACGGGCGGCCCGGUCCCGGGCUUCAAGCAGUGGCCGCAGGUGCUGUGCUCCCGCGGCCUGUCCGAGGGCCACUACUACUGGGAGGCGGAGGUGUCCUACUCGUGGAUGUGCCUGGGCGUCACCUACCGCCGCAGCCCGCAGCUCAACGGCGUCCCGCGCCGCAACAUCGUCUACCUGCUGGGCCGCAACCCCUACUCGUGGUGCCUCGAGUGGGACUCGCUCAAGUUCUCCGUGUGGCACAACAACACGCAGACGGUGCUGCACGGCGCCUACCACCGCACGCUGGGCGUGGCGCUCGACUGCGCCGCCGGCUGCCUCUCCUUCUACGGCGUGGCGGGCGGCGUGAGCCUGCUCUACCGCUUCCUCGCCACCUUCCUCGAGCCGCUCUUCCCCGCGGUCAUGGUCAGCAGCGGCGCCUCGGUCACGCUCAAGCAGCGCCCCGACGCGUAGGCGGCACCCGGCCGGCUCAGGGUGACGGCCAAUAAAGCUGGACUCCGAGCGCUGGCUGGGCAGAGCCGCAAAGGGAGGGUGGCCGGCCCCGUGUGGUCCCCUGCGUCCAGGGUGGAGGGUGGGUGGCCCGCCUGCCUCCCACUGCAGCUCCGGCCAGGCAGUCCCUGGAACUGCAAAUGGGCAAUGGCCACAAGAACCAGGCUGGAGUUCCCCUGGGGAUGAGGACAAGUCCUGGAGCCUUCGAAGAGGACACUUCUGCCCCGGAUGCUCGGCCCAACACUCAUCUCCCACCCCAGCCGAGGCUCCUGCCUUGGUUCUCAGGCUGAUCCUGGUCACUCAGCACUGGGGCCUGUCCACGAAUGCCUUGCUGCCUGAGAUUGGGCCACCUGACUUCUCUCCGGCUUCUCCUUCCUGGGUGGCCAAAGACAGAAGUGUCAAGGGACAGAGUUGAGAAGGGGUGGUCUGAGCCCUGGCUUAGCUGGGAGCUAGGAGGUUAAGAUGGAGGAACACAGGACUAUCUUUCUCGGUUUCAAAACUGAUAGGCUGAAGACCAAGGGUCAAGCAGAGGCCCAGGCUGCUGACCCCAUUGCCCAUCACAGGGCUUCUCCUACCACUGGUGGCUUCAAGCCUGGAGAUGCCAUGCUGGGUGGUAAACUUAGACCAUCCUCCACCCGCCCCUAAGGCUCCUAAGAGAAGCUGCCUGCCCCUAAGCCAUGAGCCCACUUGGCUCAGGGCUCCAACAGCAUGGGGGCCUCUGCCGUCGGACCUGCCCAAUGGGAUGGAUGGAAGUCUGAAGACAGGCUGGACCCAGGACAGUUCUCUGCCUCCGGACCCUGGCAGGGCCAAGACUGGGGUCUCAACCCCCAUGGGGGAGCUGAGGAUUCUGGUCCAGCAGGAAACCACCUUGGUAUUUCCAGCUUCAACCAGCCCCGGUCCCUGUAGGUUCCACACUGAGGGUUCUCUCAGUUGAGUUAAUGUUUGACUCCCAAAAGGAAACCGUACAAGUCACGGGGAGAAAAUCCCCCAGGGCAAAGCAGUAGGCACCCAGGUUAGAUGGCACCCCACAAGGUGUUCCAGAUUCCACCCGGGUUCGCUGGUUUCUGAGGCAAUAAGUGACCCAGUUUUCCCCUUGAGGCACUUAUUUUGGAGCAGGCAGAGCAGGAAGAAAACGGGGACCUAGGGUGUGCUCUGAAGGUCUCCUGGAGGUGCAGUCCCUUUAGCUCUUCUGAGCAAGCCCUAGCUGUGACCUCAUGGUGACCUUUCUCCCUGGAGUCUUCCAGCUCUAGUGACUUUUUUUUCCUUUUCAGUUUUUUAGUUGUAGAUGGGCACAACACCUUUAUUUCAUGUACUUUUAUGUGGUGCUGAGGAUCGAACCCCGUGCCUCACAUUUGCUAGGCAAGUGUUCUACCUCUGAGCUACAGCCCCAGCCCCUCUAGUGACUUAUUCUCCAGAGGCUGCUGUCCCUGCAUGUAGCAAGUAGUGAGAUGAGAGCCUUUCCCCUUAUUAAAGAGAUUUUUUGUGUGUGCCCCCAUAACACACCCCACCUUCCUUCUUCCUGACUCAAAGGGGAAACCAGAGGAGGGAUGCCCAGGAGGCUAAUGAACACAGUAGGGCCACGUGGAUCUCCCAGUCCUCCCCCAGUAGGGGGCUGCAAAGGAGGACCCCUUCUCCUCCUGGCUGCAAGGAUUCUUAGCAGCAGGGUGCUAUGUGAGCAGUCAGGGCCCCUGGAGCGCACCUCCAAAGGGGUGUGUGGUUUACUGGCUUUCUCAAACCGCUGGGACUUUUUUUUUUUGCUGGACCUUUAUAUGUGGUGCUGAGAAUUGAACCCAGGGCCUCACACAUGCUAGACGUUAGUCAGGCACUCUACCAUUGAGCCACAACGCCAGCCCUAAAACAGGGUCUUACUAAGUUGCUGAGGGUCUUGCUAGGUUGCCUAGGCUGUUCUCAAACUUGCAAUCCUCCUGUUUCAGCCUCCCAAGUCUCUGGGAUGACAGGCAUGUGCCAUCACACCAGGGAGCAGUCUGUUUUUAACCACUAUGCUACACAGCCUCUUGUAUAAUGUGUUCAUUGUGGAGAACUCACACAAUAUGGAAAUAAAACCACCCAUGUUCUACUCCCUCAA